ACGCGUAGAUCGAGCACCAACUUGUUAUGACAGGUUGCAUUCUCUCGAUGCGUCUAGUGCAUAUUACGCGUAACAUCUUACUGCUCGAGAGCUCUUUCCAAAAGUUAUAUUUCCAAUUGUUUUUCAUAUUUUUCUUUACAAAAAGGGAAAUGGGUCGAAAAGCAGAGCUGAGUGUAGAGACACGAGCAGUCAUUGUGGCAUUACACGAAGAAGGUUAUUCAACGCGAAAAACUCCUUCUAAAUGUGAUGUUUCUCAAACUGCAGUCAUGGGAGCGUUACAAAGAAAGCAAGGUGAACCUAAAAUUUUGACCGCUAGUGUACAUCGUAAACUUCAUUUGGCCUAUGAAUUUCAACCCGAUCCUAUUAACACUUCAGCUUUAUAAUUAUUCGAGCGAAGUUUCAUCAUCAAAACCGUCCUCUUUACAAUAUCAAAAGCGAAAUAAUCAAUAAUUGAAAAUGCUCUAUUUGCAACAUAUACUAGGAGCACCAA
Messenger RNA from Cephus cinctus (wheat stem sawfly), 490 nucleotides. RefSeq lists its product as uncharacterized. The record is from RefSeq and is a predicted model, not a curated record. NCBI's taxonomy places the organism in Eukaryota, Metazoa, Arthropoda, Insecta, Hymenoptera, Cephidae. The coding region runs from base 27 to 383 and encodes 118 amino acids. The transcript has 2 exons.